AAAACCCUCCCUCUUCUCUUCAUUAGCUGUUUUCCUUGUCAUUCACGGAUUGUAUUUGGUCUGUUGAAAUCGUUGCUUGGACAUUCUGAUUUGAUUACUAAUCUUUUCCUUUUCUUUUGAUUUGAGAGAAAAAAGUCGAUGAGUCGAUGCUUUAAUGCCUCUUACAACGUGAAAGAGUACAUGAACAUGGAUAUCACCUUAAUUUUGGUCAUUUUCUUGGGGAUGGACUUAACCCUACUAGAAUGUCAGUAAUAAGAUCCACUUGAAUCACAAGUCUGCAACAUAUAGGUUUAGUUAGAUACGACGUUGGUGUGCUGGAGUCGUCUCAUGCUUACGCGUCAAUUGCAUUACGAAAGAUUCUUUAGGAUAGCUAACCAACGGACGAGAAAUACUAAAAGUUAUUCCUCAUACAAGUAUGAACACUACUCUCUCGACCAAAGUCCUCGACAGAACAUUGGCUCCAUCAACCACUCUAUGCUUAUGCUUUUACAUAGAGGCCAUGAGUUGGAAGCUCUUAAAUUACUUAGGGAGCAGCUGCGGUGGGGUGGCACCAACACCCUCAAUGAGGUUACUGUAGCUGUUGCUCUCAAGGCUUGUCGUGGGGACCCAAAACCCGGGUGCCAAAUUCAUGGACUUGCAAUUUCAUCUGGGUUUGAUUCGUUUGUCACAGUAUCGAAUUCUCUGAUGAAUGUGUACUGCAAAUCUGGACAAUUUGAUCAAGCUUUUGAAAUCUUCAAGAACUUAAGUAGCCCGGAUAUUGUUUCUUGGAACACAGUUCUUUCAGGUUUCCAUGAAAGUCAGGAUGCGCUAAGAUUCACUCUUCAAAUGCAUCAAACUGGGGUCUCCUUUGAUGCUGUGACUUAUACUACUGUUCUUAACUUUUGCUCAGAUAUUCAGGACUGUCUUCUGGGUUUUCAGUUUCAUUCCCUUGUAAAUAAAUCUGGGUUUGACUCUGAAACAUUUGUUGGGAAUGCACUUAUAACAAUGUACUCGAGGUGGGGCUAUCUAGAAGAAGCUAAGAGAUUGUUUGAUGAAAUGCCCCAAAGAGAUUUGGUUUCUUGGAAUGCUCUACUUUCAGGCUAUGUCCAGGAAGGAAAUUAUGGGGUAGAAGCAGUUUAUACAUUUGUUGAAUUGGUGAGGGAAGGUAUGGAGCUUGAUCAUGUCUCUUUUUCUAGUGUGAUUUCAGCUUGUGGCCAUGAAAAAAGCUUGGAACUUGGGAGACAAAUACAUGGUCUAGUUUUGAGAUCUGGGUAUGGGACUCAUGUUUCAGUUUGUAAUGUUCUCAUCUCAAUGUAUUCAAAGUGUGAGGUGGUUGAAGAUGCUAAUAUGGUAUUUGAGAGCAUGACUGAACGCAAUGUGAUUUCAUGGACGACCAUGAUUUCUAUAAAUGAAAAAGAUGCUAUUUCUCUCUUCAUUGAUAUGAGAAAAGAUGGAGUUUAUCCAAAUGAAGUAACAUUUGUUGGAUUAAUCCAUGCUAUAUCAGUUGAGAAUUUGGUAAAAGAAGGGCAUACAAUUCAUGGAUUUUGUAUAAAAACUGGUUUCUUGUCUGAUUUGAAUGUUUCCAACAGUUUCAUUACCAUGUAUUCUAAAUUUGAGUCCAUGAAGGAGUCAAAGAAGAUCUUUGAUGAGAUUAGCUACAAAGAGACCAUAUCAUGGAAUGCUUUAAUUUCUGGGUACGCACAAAAUGGGAUGUCUCAAGAAGCUUUACAGACAUUCUCCUUAGCAAUACUAGAAUCCUAUCCAAAUGAAUUUUCUUUUGGCAGUGUUUUAAGUGCAAUUGGAUCUGCUGAAUCUGUAUCACUGAGGCAAGGGCAACGGUGCCAUUCCUGCAUAAUCAAACUUGGGUUAAAUACCAACCCAGUUGUAUCUGGUGCGCUCCUGGACAUGUAUGCAAAGCGUGGGAGCAUUGAAGAGUCACAGAAAAUAUUUAGUGAAUCACCUCAAACAAGCCAAGUUGCUUGGACGGCAAUUAUCUCUGCCUAUGCAAGGCAUGGAGACUAUGAAUCAGUGAUGGAACUGUUUGAGGAAAUGCAAAGAAAAGCAGUCCCACCAGAUUCAAUUACCUUUCUAUCUGUUCUAACUGCCUGUGGCCGACGUGGGAUGGUAGAUAUGGGUUGUCGAGUAUUUGAUUCAAUGGUCAAAGAUCAUCACAUUGAACCAUCCCCUGAACAUUAUUCAUGUGUUGUGGAUAUGUUGGGCAGGGCAGGGCGGCUUGAUGAGGCAGAGGAGUUUGUGCAUCAGAUGUUAACAAAGCCAGGGUUGUCUGCAUUGCAAAGCUUACUUGGGGCUUGUAGGAUUCAUGGGAAUGUCGAAAUGGGUAAAAGGGCAGCUGAGGCUUUAAUGCAGAUGGAACCCAUGGAAUCUGGUUCUUAUGUGCUGAUAUCUAACAUAUAUGCUGAGAAGGGAGAGUGGGACAAGGUGGCAAAGGUAAGGAAAGGGAUGAGAGAAAGGGGAGUAAAGAAGGAGAUUGGUUUUAGUUGGGUGGAUGUGGUUGGUGGUUCAAUGUACAUGCAUGGGUUUUCCUCAGGUGACAGGUCUCAUCCACAAGCUGAGGAGAUAUGUUGGAUGGCAGAAUUGUUAUGGUCAGAAAUGACAUCUUUAGAGAGAAAAGAGAGAGGCCUUCUUCAAUCUAUAAUAUAGCCCAAAGAGCUGAGUCCCAUGAAAGGGAGACACUUGUGGUUUAAUUUUUCCCUUUGUCUCUUUCUGUUUUGUCCCCAGAUUUUCUCUGUUGAAAGAUGAGGAACCUAACUAAAAUGGGCAAUUUAUGGUUUCUUUACUAAAUACGCUUGUGUAUGGCUUUUCAUCCCUUUUGGCAUGUAAGGAAACAGAAGUAAUUUUCUUGUUCAUGAAAUGUGAAUGCAUGUCUGUUCUGGCAUUUUUACUCUCACACACAAUGUUCUUAUUAGAUGUUUC
Molecule: messenger RNA, 2913 nt
Organism: Nelumbo nucifera (sacred lotus)
Lineage: Eukaryota; Viridiplantae; Streptophyta; Magnoliopsida; Proteales; Nelumbonaceae
Product: pentatricopeptide repeat-containing protein At4g32430, mitochondrial
Biological process (GO): RNA modification
Molecular function (GO): RNA binding; protein binding
Source: RefSeq, a predicted model, not a curated record